GAAAUAGUAAGACACGUUAAGGCAGACGCUUCGUCGAUUAAUUGCGGCUAGUUAUUAAUUUUAAAAUUCUUCUUCACAAGUAACCGGACAUUGCUGCGAAUAUAGAAGAAAAUUUUCAAAAGGCAAUUGCGUAUACAUAAUUGUGUAAGUGUUUUUAAAUUAAUGAGAAAGAAGAAAGUGAAAAUUUUUGUAAAACACAUUAUGAAGUAAAACUAUUCACGUCAAAAAGUCAUUUACGUGUAGAAAUUUCCAUCAAAACCUGAAAGCACUAUUCCUUCCGUAAAGUUUUAACAUCAACAAGAUUUCGUACAAGUAAAGAAGGAUAAAGCGCGGAAUCUGUACAACCCAACGUCAUUACAAACUAAAGGCCUGUUUCGCCGGAAGAAACGGCAAGGGUAAAGAUAUCCUAUUCCACUAUAUUCGGAGUUUCGGAUAAUCUUCAAAGUUACGAAAAAGUGCAAAAAAGAAGGAGAUAUCCAUCAUGCAGAAUGGGAGCGGUGCGGGGACAAGCAGUGGUCUAUCCAUUGAACAAAUAUAUCAAAAGAAAUCGCAGUUGGAGCACAUCCUCCUGCGUCCGGAUACCUAUAUUGGUUCCGUCGAACACACGAAGGAAUUAAUGUGGGUUUAUGAUGAGGAAAAGAAACGUAUGGUGCAAAGGGAAAUAAACUUUGUUCCAGGUCUUUAUAAGAUAUUUGAUGAAAUCUUGGUUAAUGCUGCGGAUAACAAACAACGCGACAAAAGCAUGAAUACCAUUAAAAUUGACAUUGAUCCCGAAAAAAACACUAUAUCUGUGUAUAACAAUGGUCAAGGUAUACCGGUGACAAUACACAAAGAGGAGAAAAUAUAUGUGCCCACCAUGAUUUUUGGUCACUUACUGACGGGUGCCAAUUUUAAUGACGACGAGAAGAAAGUAACGGGUGGUCGAAACGGUUAUGGUGCCAAACUAUGUAAUAUAUUUUCAACCAGCUUUACUGUUGAGACCGCUAGUCAGAAGUUUAGAAAAAGCUUUAAGCAAACAUGGACUAGCAACAUGACCAAAACUGACAGAGAACCAAAGAUUAAAGAUUUUGCAGGGGCUGAUUUCACCAGGGUUACCUUUAGUCCAGAUCUGGCGAAAUUUAAAAUGGAUCGUUUGGAUGAAGACAUAGUAGCUUUGAUGUCACGAAGAGCUUUUGACAUUGCAGCUUCUUCCAAAGGUGUGGCUGUGUAUUUGAAUACGAAAAAAUUGCCUAUAAAAAACUUCAAAGAAUAUAUUGAUCUAUAUGUUAAAAAUGAGGAGGAUUCGGGUCAGCCAGUGAAAGUUGUUUAUGAGCAAUGUGGGGAGAGAUGGGAAAUAGCUUGCUGCCCGUCCGAUCGCGGUUUCCAACAAGUGUCAUUUGCUAACUCCAUAGCUACCACGAAAGGUGGCCGUCACGUUGAUCAUGUGGUGGAUAAUAUUAUCAAACAAUUGUUGGAAGUUUUAAAGAAGAAGAAUAAGGGCGGUAUUAACAUUAAACCAUUUCAAGUGCGCAAUCAUUUAUGGGUAUUCGUUAACUGCUUAAUUGAAAAUCCUAAUUUCGAUUCUCAAACUAAGGAAAACAUGACCCUUCAAGUUAAAAGUUUCGGAUCGAAAUGUACAAUAUCUGAAAAAUUUAUAACCGCUCUUGCCAAAUCAGGCAUAGUAGAGUCUGUGUUAUCUUGGGCCAAGUUCAAAGCAGAAAACGAUAUAGCCAAAACGGGAGGAAAAAAAUCUCAUAAGGUCAAGGGCAUACCUAAAUUAGAAGAUGCUAACGAAGCAGGUACUAAAAAUUCCAUUAUGUGUACAUUAAUUUUGACGGAGGGUGACUCAGCCAAAUCCUUGGCUGUUUCCGGCUUAGGUGUUAUUGGUCGCAAUUUUUACGGUGUUUUCCCUUUGCGUGGUAAAUUGCUGAAUGUGCGUGAAGCCACAUUUAAGCAGUUAGCCGAGAAUGCUGAGAUUAAUAAUCUUUGCAAAAUCAUCGGUUUGCAAUAUAAGAAAAAGUAUCUAACCAUGGAUGAUAUUAAAACAUUACGUUACGGUAAAGUGAUGAUCAUGACCGAUCAGGAUCAAGAUGGUUCUCACAUUAAAGGUUUGCUAAUUAAUUUCAUUCACACAAACUGGCCAGAAUUGUUACGCUUACCGUUUCUGGAAGAGUUUAUAACUCCGAUUGUUAAAGCUACGAAGAAAAAUGAAGAACUUUCGUUUUAUUCAUUGCCAGAAUUUGAAGAAUGGAAAAAUGAUACUCCCAAUCAUCAAACUUAUAAUAUCAAAUACUACAAAGGUUUGGGUACUUCCACUUCUAAGGAAGCUAAAGAAUAUUUCCAAGAUAUGGAGCGCCAUCGCAUCCUGUUCAAAUACGAUGGUUCCAAAGAUGAUGAUAGCAUUGUAAUGGCCUUCGCCAAGAAGCACGUGGAGACGCGUAAAGAUUGGCUUACUUCCCAUAUGGAUGAAGUUAAGAGACGUAAGGCUCUGGGCCUACCAGAACGUUAUCUCUAUACGAAAGGAACCAAACAUGUCACUUAUGCGGAUUUUAUAAAUCUUGAGCUGGUUCUUUUCUCAAACGCAGAUAAUGUGCGGUCAAUACCAUGUCUAGUUGACGGCUUUAAACCUGGUCAGCGUAAGGUAAUAUUCACAUGUUUCAAACGUAACGAUAAACGAGAAGUAAAAGUUGCGCAGUUAUCUGGAUCCGUGGCAGAAAUGUCCGCUUAUCAUCAUGGUGAGGUGUCUUUGCAAAUGACUAUAGUCAAUUUGGCACAAAAUUAUGUGGGCUCGAAUAAUAUAAACCUAUUGGAGCCAAGAGGUCAAUUUGGUACCCGCUUAACUGGCGGCAAAGAUAGUGCUAGUGCUCGUUAUAUUUUUACUAUCUUGUCCCCGUUAGCACGUCUUAUAUUUCAUCCUGCCGAUGAUGCGUUGUUAACGUACGAAGUAGAUGACGGUCAAAAGAUUGAACCUCAAUGGUAUAUUCCAAUUAUACCAAUGGUGUUGGUUAAUGGAGCCGAUGGUAUAGGAACCGGUUGGUCUACAAAAAUUCAUAACCAUAAUCCCCGAGAUCUAUUGGCCAAUAUAAGGCGCAUGUUGGCGAAAGAGGAGCCUUUGCCUAUGCAUCCUUGGUAUAAGAAUUAUCGCGGUAGUAUUGAAUACAUAUCUGAUGGGCGUUACGUAACCUCUGGAAAUAUUCAAAUUUUACAAGGCAAUAAAAUUGAAAUUUCUGAAUUGCCUAUAGGCUCAUGGACUCAAGUAUAUAAGGAAAAUGUUCUAGAACCGCUUUCAAAUGGAAACGAAAAGCAAAAGGCUAUAAUUAAUGAAUAUCGUGAAUAUCAUACUGAUACCACAGUUCGGUUUGUUAUUAGUUUUGCUCCUGGUGAGUUUGAACGCUUGCAGUGCGAGGAAGGCGGUUUUUAUCGUGUCUUCAAACUAAGUUCUUUGUUGUCAACAAAUCAAAUGCAUUGUUUCGAUGAAUCGAAUUGCUUGAAACGAUAUUCCACUCCGUUGGAUAUCUUGCGAGCUUUCUUCCCCUUGCGGCUGGAGUUUUACGGUAAACGAAAAGAAUAUUUGGUGGGCCAAUUGGCUGCUCAAGCUGAUCGUCUUACCGACCAGGCUCGUUUUAUUAUGGAAAAAUGUGAUCGUACUUUGGUGGUGGAAAAUAAGAAGCGCAAAGUCAUGAUUGAUGAACUAGUUAAACGGGGAUAUCGUCCAGAUCCAGUGAAAGAAUGGCAACAACGCAUAAAUAUGCAAGAAGAAGAGGAGGGCGAUGAUGAUGAAGAAGAAGAAGAUGCCAAUAGUAGUACUGUUAAAAAGGAGAAAAAGGAAGUAGAUCCAGAGAAAGCCUUUCGUAAGCUCACCGAUGUUAAGAAGUAUGAUUACCUCUUAGGCAUGUCUAUGUGGAUGUUGACUGAUGAGCGUAAAAACGAGUUGUUAAAACAACGGGAUCAAAAAUUGGCCGAAUUGGCUGCUUUGAAGAACAAAACUAUUGAAAUGCUGUGGCUCGACGAUCUUGACGAAUUUGAAAAGAAACUAGAUGAGGUCGAGGAAAAAGAACGACUCGAUGAAUUAGGAAUAAAUAAGAAGCAAUCGAAGGCGUUAGCCAAAAACAAAGCAGCGUCAGCUGCUGUUUUGAAAAAGCGGGGUAGUGCAAAGGAAAAUUCCGACGUCUUUCCUGAUCCUCGUGGUAUUAAGGUGGAAUUUAAGGUCACUGACGAUCUAUUGAAAAAAGUAUCGGCUUAUGCCGCACUUAACGCCAAAAUUAAAAAAGAGAAGGUUGAUAAGAAAACUAAAGACGGUGUUAAACAGGAGCCAGAGGCAGACGAAUUUGAUGCUUUGGUAGAGGGUGGAACAAAAGGACCGAAAAAUUCCCCAAGUGAAACAGCGACGGCCAAAGUAAAGAAAGAACCUGUUGUCAGAAAAGCGCGAACUAAGAAAGUUAAUGGUGGAGAAGACGGCCUAAAGCAAUCAAAACUCAACUUCAAACCAAAAGGGCGCAAAAAAAAAGCGAACGCAAGUGAUGAGGAAAGUGCUGCUGCUAUGUCGGGUAGUGAUGUUGAAAUGAAUGUCUCGGUGGCACCGCGCUCCGAUCGUCCUGGCCGUCGUGCCACAUCCAAGAAAAUCAAUUAUUCCGGAUUACUAGCAUCUGAAGAAGACGGUAGUACCGACGAGGAUGAGUUGAUUUUUAAAGAUAACGAGGCUGAUAAGGAUACCCAGAACAUAGCAAAAAUCACUAUCGAUGAGGAUUCGGAUGUGAUGAGUGGUUCGGACUCUUCUCCCAACAAAAACAAAAACUUUAGCAAAAGGCCUCAUAAAAAGGCCUUAUCCCCCAGUGACAGCGAAGACGAUAAAAAGAAAAAGAAGAGACGCGCUAUGGUGGAAAGCGAUGUCGAUGAUGAUGACUCUGAUUUCGAGUAAUUGAAUUGCGUUCGUUCUUUUAUACGUAAACGCAUUGAUAGGAGAUUUCUUUAUAUUAUUUUUUAUAUCCCACAUU
Messenger RNA from Glossina fuscipes, 4973 nucleotides. RefSeq names its product DNA topoisomerase 2 (gene Top2). Gene Ontology annotation, molecular function: DNA topoisomerase type II (double strand cut, ATP-hydrolyzing) activity; DNA binding; ATP binding. The record is from RefSeq and is a predicted model, not a curated record. NCBI's taxonomy places the organism in Eukaryota, Metazoa, Arthropoda, Insecta, Diptera, Glossinidae. Gene Ontology annotation, biological process: resolution of meiotic recombination intermediates; sister chromatid segregation; DNA topological change. The transcript has 7 exons. Gene Ontology annotation, cellular component: nucleus. The coding region runs from base 482 to 4897 and encodes 1471 amino acids.